Messenger RNA from Hippopotamus amphibius kiboko, 385 nucleotides. RefSeq names its product calcitonin receptor-stimulating peptide 2-like. Gene Ontology annotation, cellular component: extracellular region. The transcript is spliced from 3 exons. The coding region runs from base 1 to 378 and encodes 125 amino acids. Gene Ontology annotation, molecular function: hormone activity; calcitonin receptor binding. The record is from RefSeq and is a predicted model, not a curated record. NCBI's taxonomy places the organism in Eukaryota, Metazoa, Chordata, Mammalia, Artiodactyla, Hippopotamidae.
AUGGGCUUCUGGAAGUUCCCCCCAUUCCUGGUUCUCAGCAUUCUGGUCCUGUACCAGGCCGGCAUGCUCCAGGCAGCACCACUCAGGUCAGCCUUGGAGAAUGACUUUGAUCCUGCUACACUCACCGAGAAGGAAAUGUGCCUCCUACUGGCUGCGAUGAUGAAUGAUUAUGUGCAGAUGAAGGCCAGUGAACUGAAGCAGGAGACAGAGGGCUUCAGCAUCACUGCCCAGAAGAGAUCAUGUAACACUACCACCUGCGUGACCCGUAAGAUGGCGGGCUGGCUGAGCAGAUCUGGGAGCGUGGUUAAGAACAACUUCAUGCCCACCAACGUGGGCUCCAAAGCCUUUGGCCGCCACCAUAGCAACCUCCAGGCCUAAGCAGUGA